AUGGUCAAGAACCCGAAGCUUGCCUACGAGGCGAAAGAGCCCGCAUUUCUCCAGAAGCUUCGAGGCCACUACGGCGAUACUUCCGGUCGCCUCGAGCGACCCGCUGCGCGCCCUCGAAGACUCAAGGACAAGAACGAGGAAGACGACGAUGCGCCAGUAUACGUCGACGAAGAGAGCAACGAGGUGAUCUCAAAGGCAGAAUAUGAAGCUCUUGUCGGUGGAGGAACAGACCAAAAGGAUGACAAUGCCUCUACUAAGGACCAACCCACGGAAAAAGGACCGGACGAUGCGCAAUCCCAGACCGAGACCCCGGCAGCCAAACAGAGCAACUUGACAGAAGUUGGUGGUCCGAGAAAGCGGAAGCAAGUCAAGGUCGUGGGCGAGGACGAAUCUGAGGAGAAGCCUGAAGACAAGCAAGAGGCCGACAAGACAUGGCCUAAAGCACCAGGACCUCGGAAGUCCAAAAAGGCCAAGAAGAUCAAGUUAUCCUUUGACGAAGAGUAA
Penicillium subrubescens is the source of this 504-nucleotide messenger RNA. RefSeq names its product DUF4604 domain-containing protein. The transcript is spliced from 2 exons. The record is from RefSeq and is a predicted model, not a curated record. Bases 1 to 504 code for a protein of 167 amino acids. NCBI's taxonomy places the organism in Eukaryota, Fungi, Ascomycota, Eurotiomycetes, Eurotiales, Aspergillaceae.